CUCUCCUGCACCCUCUCCCGACAGCACCAGCCCCCUAAUCCAGGCAGCACCCUGGUGAACCUCUCCUGCACCCUCUCCAAAGCCUCCACACCCUUCCUACAAUUGGGGGGGUGGCGACGACCAGAACUGAAUGCAAUACUCCAUGGAACUGCAUCGUCCUGAGGAAGGGUCUGGACACCACAUGUCGACCGUUGUUAUGUUUCCCUCCACAGAUGCUGCCUGACCUGCUGAGUUCCUGCGGCAUCCCGUGUGUGCUGCAAUGCUCCAGAAGCACACGGUUCGGCCGGGUUGACCGGAGAGCAGGCCCAGCGGAAGUCGGCGGGCGGUUGCUAGGCGGAAGGGACGUGUGUGGGGGAAGUCUGCUGAUGGUGGCGGGGGGAGGGCGGAGUCUCCACAGAGUGGGAGCCGAGGUGGAGAAGGGAGUCGGUCGGAGGAGCCAGUCGGUCGUCUUCUUUCUCUCUUCCCCUCGCUCCCUGGGCAGCGAAGCCCCUGACAACGACAAGAUGGCUGCAGCCCUCCUGCGGACGGAUGCGGCGGCCCAGGGGAUCCCUCUGAGCGCGUUGAGCCCCAACUUCCUCCACUCCAACUCCACCAGCCACACUUGGCCUUUCAGCGCCGUGGCAGAGCUGAUAGAUAAUGCAUAUGAUCCUGAUGUAAAUGCAAAACAGUUGUGGAUUGAUAAGACCAUAAUAAAAGAACGUAUUUGCUUGAUAUUCACUGACAAUGGCCAGGGGAUGAACCAAGGCAAGUUGCACAAAAUGUUGAGCUUUGGAUUCAGCGAGAAAGUUACAAUAAAUGGGCAUGCUCCUGUUGGGCUUUAUGGCAAUGGCUUCAAGUCUGGAUCGAUGCGGCUGGGAAAAGAUGCAAUAGUUUUCACAAAAAACGGAGAGACAUGUAGCAUAGGCUUCUUGUCUCAGACUUACCUUAACGCUGUGAAAGCAGAAAAUAUUAUUGUUCCGAUUAUUUCAUACAGCCUGAAUAAAAAGCUUUUAACUGAAGACAUGCAAUUAAGCUUGAAAGCAAUUUUGUCCUAUUCUUUAUUCAACACUGAAAAGGAGCUACUAGCAGAACUGGAAGCUAUUUCUGGAAAAAAAGGAACAAGGAUUAUCAUUUGGAACAUAAGAGAAACCAAGGAUGGAAAGCCAGAGUUUGACUUUGAAUCUGACAAGUACGAUAUCAGAAUCCCUGAAGAUAUUUUAAAUGACAACACAGAGAAGAGAAAAUACAAAAGGCAGGAUCGGGUGGAUCAAUUUGUGCCUGAAAGUGAUUAUUCAUUACGAGCUUAUUGUAGUGUUUUGUACCUGAAGCCACGCAUGCAAAUAAUUCUUCUGGGAAGGAAAGUGAAAACACAGCUUAUUUCUAAAAGCCUUGCUCAUAUUGAACAUGACAUAUAUAAACCAUCAUUUGUUAGGAAAGGCAUAAAGAUAACCUUCGGCUUCAAUUGGAGAAACAAGGAACAUUAUGGGAUAAUGAUGUAUCACAAAAAUCGUCUGAUUAAAUCCUAUGAGAAAGUUGGCUGUCAACUUAGAGCAAAUGACAUGGGAGUGGGUGUCAUUGGAGUCAUUGAAUGUGACUUUCUCAAGCCCACACACAACAAACAAGACUUUGAUUAUUCAAGUGAAUACAGACGUACAAUUCAAGCUCUUGGACUGAAACUGAAUGAUUACUGGAAUGAGAAAAAUUAUAGUAAACAACGUGAUCCAGUGAAUGUAGAAGAUUCACAGAAACUUCCUGAUCAAGUUUGGGCUCAGUGUGAUGGCUGUUUGAAAUGGCGAAAGCUUCCAGAUGAGAUAGAUCCAGAUACGCUUCCUGACAAGUGGUUCUGUAGUAUGAAUCAAGACCGAAAAUAUAGGAAUUGCAGUGUCCCAGAAGAACCAGAAGAUAGUCUUGAAGAUACUCCCAGUUAUCAGAAAACACACAAAAAGCAAGAACAGAAAAAUCGUGGGAAGACUCGACAGCAAUUUGUGGAUCAAAGCAAACAGCAAAACCUACAGAAAAUGAUACAGAACUAUGGUCGGGAAGCUAACGCUCUUCUAAAGGAACAGGAGAGAUUACAGGCAAAGCUUCAAUUGUCAGGGCAAAAAGAAUCCCCCAAAGCUACUGAAGUAAGUUCGAGUAUGCAGAAGAUCACCAAGUGGGUGGUUGAUGGAGAUAUGACACUGAGUGUGUCAUCCGGUCUAGAAAACACAUCUCCAACAUUGGCCUCUCCUGUGAGUAAUCUUCAAAUUGUGGACGUUAAAUCACUGUCAUCUCCACAAAUGCCAACUGAUGUUCAAAGCACUAAACGAAAACUUACCUAUGAUAUUGCAACUCCAUGUUCAAAAAGCCCAAAAAUGAGUGAUGAAAAGUCACUUAGCAUGUCUUUGAAUGGGGAUGCUGCUCAUAAAAUACAUUUUGAAGAUGACUUGAUUCUUCUUGAAGAAAAAAGUACGCCAAGGCCUGAAGAAAAUUUUGACUUGUCAAAAGUAAAGAAAGAGGUCAAAGAGAGUAUGGAUACGUCAGGCUUUGUCAUUGACACCUGCGGUGAUAAUGUUUUGCUCAGGAGUAAGGAAGGAAAAUCUUUAAGUACACAAACUGAGAACUUGAACAUUUCUGUCAAGGAAGAGGUAACUGCGUCUAAAGAUCAGAGCCUCUCUGGUAGCACCACUGAAGAGAGAGUACAAAUUCAGCAGCUUCAGUGCUCAACGGAUGCCAAGGAAGCCAUUGUUAAAAGCAGUGAACAAAAUUUGCUGAAGUCCAUGACGGAACAGAGGGACAGCUUGAAGGCAAAAAAUGAAUUGUUAGAAAAAGAACUAGAAAGUUUGUCUAAAAAGCUUCUUGAAAUAUCUGGCAGUCAUGUCAAAAAGGAGCUCUGCCAUCAGUCGACGCAGUGUGAACUUAUUAUAGGGGACAAGACUGAACAUGUGAAAGAUUUCUCCACAUUUAACAAUGAUAAAAAGACAAUCGAAUAUGAACUUGCACUGAAGGAAGUGGAAUAUUUAAAGCAACGGUGCCAGGCAUUAGAGAAUCUCAAGCACGAAUGCGCCGCUUGUAACUUGAAAAAAGAGGAUGACAAACAAGCUCAGCAACUGGACAAUAUGUUACGACAAUUAGAUACCUGCACAUUUGAGCGAGAUCAAUUAAAGGAUAAAGCUGAUCAACUGCAAACAGAAAAUGAUGCAUUGAAGUUGAACUGUACAAAUCUUUCUAAAGAAGUGGAAUGUUUAAAGCAACAAGUUACUGAAGCACAACAGAGCAACUUUUCCGAUGAUUCAAGUAUGAAACUCAGGGCUCUACGAAUUGGUGUUGGACAGCUUCUGGUUAAUAUCGUACCUGAACUGGACUUAGCACAAAUAAAUUAUGAAAGUACUGUUGUUGAUGAGAUUUUGGACCAGGUACUCACUGCCAGUACAUCAUGAAGAUCAUCAUCUCCUGUUCUGCAGUUUGGAUAUACUGUGAAGAUAUCCAGUGGACUAUGUAACAAAACCAAUAGACUUGAUAAACCAGAGCUUACAGUUAAGCAGACAGUUAUGCACUUCCAUAAUGACAAUGAUUUCUCUUCUGUAUUUUAUUCGAUCUAAGUGUUUUUGUUUCUUCAUUUUCUAACCUGGUAAACAUUUGAUGCCAGGAAGCAUAUUGGAGCAGUUUGAAGCAUGCUUGAAAAAGGAACUGAUUCAAUUGGAGUAAACAGUUCAAAGUAGUAUUAGAACAUUCUUGAAAAGGACAAAACAAAACUGCAGAUGCUGGAAAUCUGAAUUAAAGGCAGAUACACAGAGUUAAUGUUUCAAUGAUGGAUCAUUGAUCUCGAAACAAUAAUUGUGCUGCCAGUCUAUCUGAGUAUUUCCAGCAUUUUCUAUUUUUAUUGCAAUUGUGAUUAUAAUAUUAACUGCUCACCUCACAAAACAAAUGUUGGAUCAAUAAAAUAGUGGGGUAUUAUGUUAACUAAGAUUGGUGAACAUUUUCCCUUUUAAGAGUUUCAGUUCAUGUCAUUCCUGCAAACGUUGAUUUGAUGAGCCAUAUGGUGCUCAAAUGUUUUCCUUGCGAGUAAUUUUGCUGUAAAUGGACAUUGCAAGAUAUUUUGUGAAUUUUACAGCACAGAAACAGGCCUUUAAGCCAUUGGAAAAAUAAUUGUUAUCAACUGGUUCUUGCAAGGUAAAUGAACUUGAACUGCUCAAUCACAGUGGAGUUUCACUUAUCCAAAUUAUUUUUGUAGUGGUGAAAAUGCAGUUGAUGUACAGAGUGCAGAACACCACUGCUAAUUUCCUUUCUGGGAUUGAAACCAGUGAGGCAAUGAAGAACAAAGGUUACAUUUAAAGUAUAUAAUAUAUAUUGUAGAUUUUAAAAAUAAAUAUUCCAGAUUAUUUGAUAUAAUGUGAGUAUGUUGAAUGAGGUAAUGCAACCAUUAUCCAGAGUUCUUUUUUUAUCAACCCCUAAUAUUUUUGACAUUUUCUGCAAUAUUUUUUAUUGUUCUGUAGCUUUGUAAACAAUGUAUGCUCAAUUUACUGCUGCAUUAUUGACCAUUUAUGAAUAUUGUUCCACAAAGUUUAUUUACACUAUAUCAUUCAGGGAAAGGUAGGAAGAUUGAUUAUAAAGUCAAGGUGAUAAGUACAUGAUCUUUUUUGAUUUUUUUAACUCUUAAAAUGUCUUCCCUUUGGACUUGCUGGGAGUUCCAGUGUUAUCUAUUUGGCCGUUCAACUAGUGCAAGCCUGUGAUGGCUGCAGAUUGUGCAUGUGUGGAUGGUAUCUCAUCAGAUCUCUCAUCAUCUGUGUCACACAUGCUCUUUUUUUCAGUCUGGCUUUUUCAGUGAUGUUAUCAGUAUCAGAGGUCUGGCAUUUUCUUCCUUCUCUGUUGUAGCCGAGGGAUACCAUGUUUUUUUUCAGCUAGAUUCCUAUAAUUUGCCUUGGUGUACCUAAUUUAAUAUGGCUGUGCUGGGCUUUUCAUUACCAGUCAACUUCUUUGCUAGAAGUUACAGUGUGCUCUGCUGUGGACAGAAUGAGGUUUUGAAUUCAGACUCUCACAUGACCAGUCCUUAGUCAAUUUAAGUACUGGAGCCCAACCACUGUCUGAAAUCAUGUUUCCAACAAUUCAACUUCCUCAGCUGAAGCAGGACAGAGGGAAAUUGUAUGUGUCAUUAAUCAUAUUGCUUGUAUUUUUCAUGGAACUAAACUAAAAACCUUCCUCGAGCACAAAAAGAGGAAAAGAAUUCCUCAUGCAUGAAUUCAUUAUAAAUUUAUUGACAAUUCCUGGUUCAGGUUCAGAUUAAGGGUGUGCUGUGCUGCCUCAAUCCCUUCAGUAUGUUAUUAGACAAUAGAUUUCAAACUCAUCCAUGGCAGUUUUAUGUACCAUUCAUCCUUGUAGGUAGUUGUUUUGAUCUUCUGCCAGUGUCAAAUGGAAAAGGGAAGUCUGACUUCACCAUUUGUUUGAAUACACAGUCUACUUAUCAUUAAGUUACAUGGUGAUAACCUUCAUUUGAAAAUUUCCAUGUUAUUUAACUCUCAAGGAGGGUAUAGCCUGACCUUUUGACAUUAACAUGCCCUGCUUUGGCAGAAAUAGACCUCUCCAUUGUAACUUUGUCUUUCAGGUCAGCAGGUCUAGGCCUUAUUUAAGCAUGUCUACUAUCCAGGCAAAUUGAUCCCAGACUAUUAACCUGUACUGUUUAUGAGCUGACUAGGAAGAGAUGUGAGACAACGGUGAAGUGAUUCAUCCUGGAAAUUUAAUUAAGUUCCCUCUGGAGCACUGUGUCUUCACACUGAUUGCUUGUUUGGAGUCUUUAUUCAACCUCUGGCAUAUCCUUGUUAUACACCAAGCAUGUUUUCUUUUUAAUAUAAUGUUAGACUGAUUGUUGUAUUUAUACUAGUCUCGACUGCUAGAUUUUCUGUGAAGGACCAGGUUUUGAAUUCCAGCCUUAACUAUUUACUUUUUGAAUUUACUCCAGAACAGUUGUCUUAAUUUUUAUUAAAUCCAUUGAUGAGAUUGGAGUGUUGCCAGGACUGCUGCUUUUAUUGUCCUUAGAAAAUGUCACACUGGUCUACUGGAACCCAAGUGGUGAACGUGCCCCAAUAUUACUGUUGGGAUGGAGUUCCAGGAUUUUGAUGCCGCAGCAAUGAAGGAACGACUGUCCAUUUCCAAGACAGGGUGGUAUCCACCUUUGAGGGGAACUUGGAGGUGAUGAUGGUCCCCUGUAUUUGCUGCCAUCAUCCUUCUAUUUGGUGGAAGUCCUGAAUUAGUGCUGCCAAAAUAGCCUUGGCAAGUUGCUGUUGUGCAUGGCACACGUGGAUGUAGAAUGACACCAGUGGUUGGAAUAAAUUGGUUAUAUAGAAGGAAAAUGAAUCAGCCAAAAUUAGAUGGCAUUAAGUGAAUAGUUUUAAGUUACCCUCGCUAUGGGAAGUAAUGUAAUUGAGGUGUUAUGGAGUUAUCUGUAAAGCUGUUCUUUUCUGCAGGUGAAGUCAACUAAUCCAAUUUGUUCAAAUGUAUUCAAAGAAUUUGAUACUGUUGUUUUUGUUUUUAAUGACUUAAGACAUAUAGUACAUAUUUCUACACAUAAUAAUGAACAAAGAAAAUAUAAUACACAUCUUUUGCAUUGAAGAAAUAGCUGCUGUUUAUUUGCUUUCCCCAAUAAAAUAUAAAUACAUUUGAAGAUUAUUAUUAGCCAUCAUGCCUACCUUUAGCUGUAUUGUUUUAUUGAGCAAGUUUACACAAUUAUAAAUUACAAAGGGUAAACAUCUUGUUAAUUUUGUGAAAUCUAUUGGCCUAUAUCCUCUUUAUCCAUUGAUUUACACUGAUGUUAAUAGAUAAGAGACGAAAACAUUAUCCAGUCCGACUUUGGGUAUGUACCACCUUAAAAUUGCCAUUGCUGUACCACUGUUCUGCAACUCAGCCUCUGCCUUCCCACGUUUUAAUUUUUAAAUAUAUUUUAUUCUUGCUAUACCACAAUUAAGGAAUACCUCUACACAAAAGCGUGUGUCUUGGGAAAAGGGCUGUAGAGUGGAGUGUGAGCCAUGUAGUCAUAUUUUGAAAUUGGGAUAUAACUGUUCAUUUCCUCCUGAAUUGGAGAACAAAGCAAUACUCUGAUUCAGAAGUGUAAUUUUAUUUUGCAUUUUUGAAACUGCAAAUAUAUAUUGUUCCCCCCCUUGUAAGUGAAAAAUCUAUGACCAGUAAACAGACACCUUCAGAAACUUGGGUUGAAUUGAAAAGUGAAAUAAUUUUACCAGGGGGCUACUGCAUCCAAAAAUGCAAUGUUGUGAAGAUUCGCUCAUGAAUUGUAUUUCAAAUGAAUCUUAACUUUAAACUUUCCUUAACUUUUUGGAAAAGUCUAUUUUGAGACAAAUUCUGAUUCUUCUGUUAGUUUACUUUCUGCCUUGCCUGGAAGGGUGAUCCAAACAUUUAUCACACUUUGAAGAUAUCUACCUAUGGUCAUUAUAAAUUUGUAUCUUGUUGGGGGUAUGUUGCUGAUCUACCCUGAUUUGAUUUGACAAAAGUGAUAUGGAUUUACCUGAGCUUCAAGUCUACAACUUUUCUACAAUGUAGAUUUUAAACUUCCUAAACUUGCAUGUCCCUCGUCCAAAUCUUUAGAUUUAGAUCAUUUUAUUUGAUAUUUUUCAAAACCUUUUCCAGUGCAUGCAAAUUUUCACAUGGUGUCAGCAUUAAAUUUCAGUGGUCCAGAUAAUACACUGGAAAGCUGAGUUUUUUGCCUUAGUUUAGCAUCAGAUAAUGUAAUGGACUUGAUUGUUAGGAAGAAAUCUGGUAGUAAGCUGGUGAACAGCAGUCAACAUGAAUUCAAGAAAGGAAAACAUUUUUCAACUCCCAUAUUUUAAGUGCUCUAACAAGUAGGUUGGGAACAUCAACUGAAAAGUACAUUUAACAAAAGUUCCUCAAGAAAUUGUACUAUUUAAAUGUCUAGGCUUUACAGGUAUGCUACAAAAUUUGUAUUGUGGAGUUGGUAGUGGUGGCGGGAUUGGGUUGAUGCUUGGAUAUCAAUCAGACAGCCAAGGUGCUUCCUGUGUCCUCCCUCCAUUAAGAAUUUUCAACUGCUAAUUACUCAUUGUACAUUUGAGAGAUGAAGAAUAAAAGUUGCCACCAGCAUUCAAAAUGUCCAAUUACUGUAACAUCAAAUAUUAAACCAAGUUGGUAGGAACUAAUGCUCAAAUAAUGUAAUGCUGAAUUUAACCACUGUGUCCAGAACUAAUCAUUGAGGGACAAUUGAGCCAUGUCGGCUCUAGAGGCAGUAUAAAUUUAUACCUAACAAGGUAUUGUGGAGAAUUGAGUUAAUGGGAUAGGCUGUAAAAAUCUGACUUGGAUAUCCUUAUGAAAUAUAUAAGUGAGUAAUUAGGAAGAAAAAGAUAAAUCUGAGCAUCACUUAAAGCCAAACUACGACCGGUAUGGGAAUGCAGGUCUCAGUUAAUAAAUUCUUUGUGAAAUUGAAGUCUCUGUGCAGAGAUAUGGGAAUAUAGGAGUAUGUAGGACCAGGCAGUGCAUAUGCACUUGUACACUGCCUGAACAUUUUUAUGCUUUUGCAUCUCUGGGCAGUCCUCUACCCACUGGUCAGUUUGUCAAAUCAGUCUACACAUCUUCCCACUUCUGAACUGGAAGUUGUCCUAGAUUCCCAAGUUAAUGUCAAUAGAGAACAAAAUGGGAUUAAUUUUACCAAUUUUCUUACAACUCCUGAAAUCUGUCCUCCUCUUAUCACUGAGGGGGUGAUACAGUAAUUAGAUUUAGUUAGCUAUGCUGAUCUUGUCUUUACUCAUUUAUGUUGAAUUGUCUGACACACCAUUCAUUUAUACUGCCGUAUCAUCCCUUGUAUCAUACAAUAUAUUGUUAACGUGAGCGAUGUUUCUUACUGAGUAAACUACAUCUCUUUUACUUUUUCACACUGCUAUCAUUCUAUCUAUUUAUACUGUAAUUCAGCUGCUUACUGUUGCAUUUUGACAAUAUUCCCAAAUCCUUUCCAUGUUCUGUAUUGGGUUCAAGGUACAUAAAUGUUCAGUUUUUACCCUUCUUGUUAUCAUCUCAUACUUGUCCACAAAAACUGCUGUAUGCUACUUCAGCUUCCUUUCUCAACCUACACAGGUCUAUUUGGUGUGCUUAUCUCCUUUUGCUGAAUGGCUAAAUUAAUUUGGUGUCAUUUGGAAAUACAGUUUUCAUUUAGCCUAUCGGAAAUAGCAUAAGCUCCAGGAAAGAAGCAAAAAAGUGCCACUUAACUCAUUACUGACUGGAUUGGCAAUCCCACCCCCCAUUUAGAUGGAGGAAGACUGGGUGAAGAUUUUAAUUCCAAUUUGUAAACUUAGAUUACCUUUUGAGAAUUUGCAAGAACUACAGGUUGUAACUGAAUUUGUGAAGCUUUGCUUGAAAUAGGUUUUUUGCUUGAAGCAAUAAUGGACUGGAGCUUAAAGGGUCAACUCAUGACCCCAGAAAGGAAAGAUAUUUUUAACAAAAACAAGGGUUGUCUAAAAGUGGGUGCUGUGGGAUGUGGUAGGGAUGAAACGAGCAGCAGUACAAAUCUAUACUGCAGCUGGCAUUGUGAAAGGGUGUUUAUAGAUAAAGUACCACAUAUGCAUAUCCCAACCCUAAUCCAGUUAAUUUUCAUAUCCUCAUUUUGUAGCAGCCCAAGUCAAGGCAACCAGUUGCAGAACUAUUUCUCCUCCAAGGCAUUUCCCUGCAAAGCCCUUAUUCUCUGCCCUUAUACAAAACUAGUUAAGCUUCAGGCAAAAAGUACAUGUUCUAAAUUAAAGUCAUCCUGCUGCAGUUUCAUUCCUCUUCCCAGAUUGGCUGAUAUCAAGCUUGUUUUCUCCAAAUAAUUAAUGUGGAACCUCACUCCCUUGUUUAUCAACUAUUUAGCUACCUCUGCCUUAAAAGUAUUCAAAGACCCUGCUUCAACCACCAUUUGAAGAAGUGUUCCAAGGGCACUGAACCCUCUGAGAAGAAAAUGUCAGCAUUUAAAGUAAACCAGGGACAGAAGAGCAAACCUAAUUGUCAGACAGUAUUUCUCAUUUUCAGACUUUGUGAAUUAAUGUACAAAAGUUCAGAAAGCAAAAGUACAAAAUGGGCACUGAUAAAUCAAUGUCCUCUUUUUUAUUUUACACACAAGCUGUUUUCCAUUUAUUUUAGAAGCUGCUGUUUACUAUUUUGUUUUUGCCAGUGACCAGUUUUAUCCCAGUUAAAGUAGCAAAUUUAACAUGGAAUAAAUGCAUUUAACAUAAACAGAGAACGCUGGGGAAACAUACAGAGAAACAGAACACUCAAGUCUGGCAGAGUUAACAUUUCAUUUCGGGUCAAGGACCUUCUAUUGGAAUUCAAUGAGUUAAUGUACUGAAACUCAGAGGGUGGAAGUACAAAGUGGAUAAUGGUAAAGAAUCAGACUUUUUUUUACACUGCACAAAAAUUUUGUCUUGAAUUUUAUAGCUAAUGCCAGGUCUUCAAUCUGAAAUGCUAAUUCAGUUCCACAUUCUAUAGAUACUGCCUGAACUGCUGAGUGUUAUUUCAAUUUCCAGCUGUUUUAGUUUUUAAGUUUUCAAUCUAAUUACGAUUUCAGUAUUGAUCAUUUUUGCGUAGUGGAAACUACAGAGCUCCAUGUCAACUUUCUGCAAGCCUUUGCUUAGCACUUUCUCCUAGUAUGAUAUCCAGGUCCAAAAGAAAAUAGGUGUUUUCUGGGUACUUUUAAAUUAGAAUAAUUAGUCCCCUUUGACUCCCUAAUGGCUAAAUUAUUUCAAUGUAUGUAAUCAAUGUUAUUUGGAUAAAUAUGUAAAGAUCAAAAUAUGUGCAAGUUAGAUGUUGAAAAAUUGACCCAAUUUUAUAUAAGAUGAUCUAUAUCAAAUCAAUGCAAUGAAUCAGACUUGGUUACACUGAUCUAGUUUACUCUUCAUGUAUCUGAUCUAAAUUAGGUUUUUUUGGUUCAUUUUUCAGGUAGGAUUUUGUACAAAACUCAAGAAAUAUUCCUCUUUUAUAAAAACAACUGCAUUUGUUGAAUGUUGAGAAAUAUGGGUGCUUGGUAGUAAUUCCUGGGAGAAAAGCUUUAAUUUCAAACAGUCUUCAAAAAAUGAAUAUAAUUGUUUAAUUUAGUAAAUGUUGGUAAAAAGUGGUAUUUCCUGAAGACUAAUUCUUUCUUCCUACCCCACCCCCCGGAAAGAAAGUGAAAUGUUGCAUUCAUGAUAUUGGAAGCAAACACUGCAGUUUUUUAAGUUUCAUACUUUGAAAAUUGUAGGUGAAGAAUGUAUAGUUAAUAUUAACAAGUGGUAAUUCAAUGGUUCUCAGGUAUUUUGACAAAGUGAUGGCAGCCAUUGUAAUUGAACAAACUUCUGAUAUUUUUCAGUAUCUAAUUUUUUUGCAUUUUGGUUUGAAAAUUUGAAAUGGCCUGUCAUAAGGUACAUUGAAUGUGUAUUUACCCUGUGGUCUGUGUAAUGACCUUCAGUUAUCUGUCUUAUGUGAUUUCUCUAAUUGUUGAGAAAAUGCUUAGCAGAAACUCUUGAUAAAAUACAGCAGGCUGGCAUGAAGCAUAUUAUCAAUACAGGUUAAUACAUAAAUCAUUGGUUAAUAUUUUGUUCAAUAUGCAAGGGGAAACUGAUGCAUUUAGUAACAACCAAACUUAAAUUUAUGAAAAACUUUUUAAUUUGAGACAUUUUUGAGAGAAUUAAGUAAACUUUAUGUGAAUGUAUUAGUAUACUAUUUUGUAAACAAGAUUGUUCUUUUGAAUUGAAAAUGAUGUGCUAAGCAUUUUUAUACUUUGUCUCACUGAAUAAAUUUCCACUUUUA
This is a messenger RNA of Pristis pectinata (smalltooth sawfish), 11724 nucleotides long. RefSeq names its product MORC family CW-type zinc finger 3a (gene morc3a). The record is from RefSeq and is a predicted model, not a curated record. The coding region runs from base 213 to 3398 and encodes 1061 amino acids. The transcript is spliced from 18 exons. Gene Ontology annotation, molecular function: zinc ion binding; ATP hydrolysis activity. Gene Ontology annotation, cellular component: PML body; nucleus. Lineage: Eukaryota; Metazoa; Chordata; Chondrichthyes; Rhinopristiformes; Pristidae.